Molecule: messenger RNA, 4962 nt
Organism: Bemisia tabaci
Lineage: Eukaryota; Metazoa; Arthropoda; Insecta; Hemiptera; Aleyrodidae
Biological process (GO): peptidyl-L-cysteine S-palmitoylation; protein targeting to membrane
Cellular component (GO): Golgi apparatus; endoplasmic reticulum
Molecular function (GO): protein-cysteine S-palmitoyltransferase activity
Source: RefSeq, a predicted model, not a curated record
AUGGAACACCGCUAGGGAUCCAUGGCGUCCGUCAACGCCACCAAGCGACCGCGACCGGCAACAUCAGUUUGCGCGAAAAAAGCGCGAGCUUCCCAUUGGCUGCCUGCCGCGCAAGUCCUCUCAGCGGGAACGACGAAUUCACGGGGACGAAGUUCCAGGCCCGGGGGAAAGGGAGAGGGGGGGAGGCAGCUCGGAUUGAGCAUUACCAUUCAGGAAGAGGGGUUGAGGUUUCCUGAAAGGGGUCGGAUCGAUAGCUCGACUCCAUCCAUUCCGAGUUGAAACCCUUCAUCCCUUUAUUUCCGUGUCGGCUCGCGGAAUUUCCUCAUCGUGCCCCCGGGCCCCUGUGUCGCGACCUUCCGUCGGCCCGCAAUUUUUCUCCCUUUCCGACGGCGUUUCCCGGGUUUUCUUCGCGGAACCCGAGGCUCUUCCUUCCUCUUAUCGUGCGGUGGGAAUCUGGACGGACUUAAUUAUAUCGUCGGUGCGGCAAUAGCGAUGCGCAUCGUCACUCCUCAAGCAUAUCACAUUAACUCAACUCUUACCUAUUAUAAUACUUUUCGUUUUCUCUCUUUUUCACGCUCGGAUCGUCGAGUGUAGUCUUCGCUUCGCUCGCGUUUCUCAAUCGCCGUCGCUAUCUGUCAACUCCUCGACUGCCUCCGCCGAUGUAGGUUAGUCUCGUCGCCAAAGCAUCCUUUGUUUAUCCUACGCUUGGCCCCCUCAUCCAGUCUCUACGGAUCUUACUGAGAAACUCAAGUUUUUAAAGUGAAUCAAGGGUUUUCACCCCGUCCAUGAUUUUUUCGUACAAGUUUGGGUAUCCUUGACGUUUGAUAUGGAAACAGUCGAUUUUGUGCAGCUCAAUUUAUCUUGAAUUAGCCCCGGUUGAUUUUUUUUGUCUCCGAUCGGUGAAUAAAUGAAAUGAUGACAGUGACCGAAAACUACUAUUUUAUCAAGUGAUUUAGAUCAAGUGUACCUUGCUGAUUUCGUCCCUCAGCACAUGAUCUUUUAGUGAUUAAACUAUUUUUAAAAUGAGUUUUUUGUGCGUCGCUCAAAAGGACAGAACUGCUCCGCUGUGCACCUACAGUUUUUAGAAGCUCAAUGUCUAAUUCACCUCUUAGCCUCUCUGCUCAAAAGUUUUCAAGAUGACAUCAUCAAAUGAAGAUAGCUCGUCCAAACGGAGUUGCUGUUCUUUUCAACAUGGUCUGAGCCCCAUUGAGCACAGGAAAUGGCGAAGAGUGCAUGGACUCCAAUUUCCGCUGCACCCGCAACAAGUUGGAGGAUGGGUCGCUCUUUUCCUCUUUGGUUUUGGAUCUUUUUUUGUCCUGAUACCUUCCCUAGGCCCAAGUUUGCAACCUUUCAACAUGGCACUCCUAGGGUGUUUGUUUGCUGUUCACAUUGUCUCUCAUUUAACUGCCCUGUUGCUUGAUCCUGCUGAUCGGCAACUACGUUUAAUUAACCCACGCUCAAAAGCUGUACCAGAAUUUGACCGUUCAAAACAUGCUCAUGUGAUUGAAAAUGGACGCUGUCAUUUAUGUAAUAUUAAAGUGUCUAGUCCACGCACCAAACACUGCGCUAUUUGCAACAAAUGCGUUGAGAGAUUUGACCACCACUGCAAAUGGUUAAACCACUGCAUUGGUGGCAGGAAUUACACAGCAUUCAUUGUAUGUGUUGUCUCUGCUGUCCUGGCCACUCUUGCAAUUGGUUUUCUUUCAAUACUCGAAUUAAUUUUUUACAAUGUUGAUCCUGCCUGGCUGAGUGCAUGGACCGAACAAUCAAUUUUCAACACCACACUCAACACAUCAGCAUAUUUUCAGAAACCUUUACCCAUCGAUGAUAAUUUAUUUUUAAUAGUUAUCGUAGGACUAUGUAUUCUGGCAGCUGUAUCCGCAGGACUCUUGUCACAUUUGUGCCUCUUUCAUAUUUAUAUAGCCUUCCUGAAAGUUACAACGUAUGAGUACAUUCGCAAUUACCGGCAGUUGUCAACCAAAACUACUGCCCCUCCAAAUUCCGAGAGUGCUCAUACACUUACUAGUUUACAGCCUUCAAUCAAUAAUUCUGAUAAGUCAACCUCUGCUUUCUGGCACAAAAGCAAAUCAAGACUAAAUUGUCCUAGCUACAUUUCAAACCCCCUUAACUGUAAAAAAUUAAAAAAUAAUGAGGGAAACACAGGGGUUGAUGUCGAGAAUGGGAAAUAUAGACGCACAAGCUCAACUUCCUCCAUGAGUAACAAAGGAACUUUUGAUAAAGAAUUCUCCGUCGAGAGUAUUGACACCAUUUACAAUAGUAGUGAAAGUGAAAAUUUUGUCAAAGCAGCUUCAAAACCACCUGUUAAACGAAUGUUUCUUGCAUCACCAAAUAUCAGCACAAGUAGGAAAAAUUCUUUUCAAAAAACCUGUCAAGGAUGCAGGUAUUGUAAAGUGAUCAGCCGCCAUCGCCGCACAAGCAAUUAUAAUAAAAAUCAGUUAAAAUUUUUGAAACGCCAAAGAGGAGUGCAAAAGCGUGUCUACAUAAAAUUGUUACCAAAAUUUUGUUACAAUAAUGACUCAGUUGUUUUAUCCUCACCCUCUUUUCGCAAUAAUCAAAUUAAGCCCUCCAUACCACGAAACAUGAUGAAAACAAGUUCGUCUGAUGAUAUAUUGUGGAAACCAAAAGAUAGACUAUCCACUCCACUUCCAACGUUACCUCCACCAGCCAGGAGACAAAUUCAAAGUGUAUCUUUGAAAGAACUGGGUGAUGUUCUUGCCUUUGUUCAAACCCCCCAAAUCAAAAGACCUUUAAAUCCUGCAAGAAAACAAUUGCGGAAAAAAGUCAAUUCCCAAUGCCGCCCAACAAAGUCUCCUAGUCUGUCUCCAAUCCACGAGUCAGGACUUUCCAAUCCUUCCACUCCUCAAUUAAAAGAUCGUCUUCUGAAAACCCUGCCAAGUAACUCAUUUCCAGCAUAAGAGAUUCAAUAACCUCAGUUCAUGAAAACUAAGAAACAGAUUUACUUUUUCAUUGACUGACAACUCUUUCAGGACGAACUAAAGUGGAAAGAUUCAAAGGCUGUCUUCUCAUUUCCUCCUCGAUCGAGCAAUUCCAGUUUUUAAUUUUUUUGAAAAAUUGUACCUAUGAUGAUUAUGUGCUUUAAUCAGAGAUGAAAGUGAAAUUUCAUGAUAUUUUCCAUGAAAUUCCAUCGAUUUUUCCGGCACUGGGCAUGCGACCGAAUUUCAUUUUAUCAAUUUUGCAUCUCUUGCCUUGACCCUUUAAUAAUUAUUACUUUUAGCCUUGGUCAUUGCCAACUCACACAACCCAUCAGAGGGUAAACUGUUUCUAUAAUUGUGUCUGAUGUACUGCAAAACCAAGAAUCCUGCUGAUACCUGGAAAAUCAAUCAAAAUAUCAGGUGUAGGUAUAGACUUUAAUAUUUUCCCCCUUUUUUAAUCAAGUCAGGUACUGUUUAGGCAUUCUUUUUCUGAUACCUAUCUAGCAAAGUUAAUUCAUUGCAAAUUAGCAAUAGUUCAAAUGCGUGUGUGAAGAUUUAAUUCUUCACCUGAAAUUAUUACCACCAGGCACCAAAGCAUUAUUACAAUGUUUUAUUGAAAAUAUUAAAAAUAGAAACUCUUAUUCAUCAAUGAUUGUCGAAUGGGUGAAAUUUUAAAAUAUUUGACUUGAAGAAGAAAGAACUGAUACUUAAGUACGUGUUUAAUUUUCUUUGGAUCCCAUGUGCAUUGUGUUUUUAAAAGACAUAACAAAACAAGGAGGUCCAUAACCACAUUUCUUAACUCAGCUAAUAUAGAGGCCUCAAAAAAGCCCUCCAAACCUGUUCAGAUUACAAUUCAUCUCAAAGCAGCAUAUAUUGCCAGUUUCGUUCAAAAUUCAGCAUUUAACUAGUGGUCUAGGUAAUUUUAAAAGUAAGGAGAUUGAGUCUCGUAAAUUAGUUAUUAUUUAAAUUAUAUACUUAAAGCACUUAGGUACUGGAUCACUUGAAAUUUACUGAAAGAUCAUUCUGCAAUCUAGGUAUGUUAGGUAUUUUAAUUUGAGUGAUAGUAUGGAAAAAAAAAGUAUUGAGUCCUCAACCUUGGAGAUGAUUCCAUCUGAAUGGAGCAUGCCACCUCGUACAUCAGUCCCUUGUUUGACAUGUUUCAUAGUACAUGUGCAACCAUUCUUGUAAGAUCAACAAUUUAGCUAAUCACCUGUUUUAUGAUUUUUUGCUUAUGCCCCUCAGAUUUUUAAAAAAAGAAGGACAAUAAAGUAGGUUUUAAUGGUGUAAUAUGGAAAUGUUUUUUACGUGUAAAUUAUGAAUAGCUCUCCAAACAACCCACUGUCCUUCCCUCUCAUCUCAACCAUGUAUCUCUUGCUGAAUUUUACAUCAGCCUUUUUAAUUGAACAUCUGAUUUUUGUUCAUGUAAUUAUCUUGAAUCUAAUCGCAUACAGUCUGUCGAUUUCAAAUCAUAAUUGUUUCAAAGAGGAAACAUCACGAAGGUUAAUAUGAUUACUACUGUCAUCCUCUUUUUUAGACCAUAAUCAUGCUGUGAAAUUUGCAACUCAUGUAUCAUUUCCUGUAUCGAGAAUUGAAAUAUGAACAGGCAAUAUUUGUGAAAAUUGAAAAGCAGAUCUCCGCCUGUCUCAUUGAAUUGCAUACCUAUUGAUGAACCCAAAAUCCAUACAUCUUGACUUUCACAUUACGGUCUCCCUGUCAUUCUUCAAAUCUUAAUCUGAACACCAGUCGACGUAACAUCAUCAAAAUUUCCAUGAGUCAUCUAUGUUUCAAGGAAAUUCUUUGAAAGUGUCAAGCAAUUUAGUCAUCUAAUUAAUUUCCCUUGAAAGAAGUAAAGUAAGAGCGGAAAUUCUAAAACACCGGCGAGAAUCGAUGUACCCACAUGGUUUUUAUGGUUGACCAUGGAUAUGCUAUCACCAUUUCAUGAAAGUUUUUAUCUGUUUCUCUGUGAUCUUCAAAGUUAACCAGAAAACUACAUGUACAUGCAUUCAUG